GCGGUACGGGAAGCUGCUUGGUCCAUUAUAGUUCCCAGCGCUCGCUAACAGAAAAGCGAGGAAACAACACCUUAGCGGUUUGCAGCAGCCACACCGAUUACUUGAAAGAUGAGGCGUCGUGCACAGUGGGGGGGUCUGAUCCUCUUCCUGUCCUGCUCUUUUCUGUGUGCUCACUCUCAGUUGUCUCCACACCAGCAGCAGCCUCCUCCUGUAGUGGGAGGCUCAGCUCAGAUAACUCGCCUUGACAGAAACAUGGUGCAAGACAAAGACCACAUCAUGGAGCACUUGGAGGGGGUCAUCGACAAACCUGAGAAAGACAUGACGCCCCAGGAGCUUCAGCUGCAUUAUUUUAAGAUGCACGACUACGAUGGAAACAACCUGCUGGACGGCCUGGAGUUGGCCACUGCUAUUACACAUGUACACAAAGAGGAGAGAGGGGAGAACAGCCAGCCAAUGAAGGAGGAGGAGCUCAUCGCGCUAAUCGACGACGUCCUGAGGGACGACGACAAAAACAACGACGGGUACAUCGACUACGCAGAGUUCGCCAAAUCGCUGGAGUAGAUCGCCUCGCUGUUUCUUCGUUUUCAAUUCUGAAGGAGAAUCCUGAAUGAGGGGAGAGGCGGCAAGCUCCGUCUUUCACGGAAAUCAUCUUUGUAAUUUACAAAGCUUGUGACAGUUCUUUCAUACCAGAUGGAAUGUAAUUCCACCGAAUUACAAAACUGUAGCCUUUGUACCCUGUUUUUGUAGAUUGUGCCAUUUUCAAAGGGUCAGUUUAACCAAAUUAUUUUUUUAUUCAGACUUUAGCGGCCUCUAUGCUACGUGUUUUCUACCAAAGUACGCCAGCCAGCCACUGUACUGCAGUAAACAAACCGAUGAAGUAGUUUGGUUGAACUGACCCAACGGCCCAGUUCAUUUCAAACUCAUACGCACUAUUUUAAAUUAAAUUCAACACACCAGCUGUUUGAGUCUCUGCGUUUAGGACCAAAUGAUUCCUUGUGAAGAUAAUUGGGCAAAAAUGACGUUCCCACGCCAACAAAUGAUGAGCAAGUUAGCUGCGCCCCCUUCUGGUCGGCCGGAGGACGCAGGCUCUUAAUCAGUCGCAAUAGGAAUGUAUAGCAGAGCUGCAUCAGAUUCUGCGACACUGAAUAAGCUAGACUGGAAGCACACUGGCAGACUCUUCUGCAGGCUGGAGUUUCAGGAAAGCACUUGAAUGCAACACGAUUCCUUCAGAUGUUAGCUGCCUUUUUUUAAAACGCUCAGUUCAAACGCAUCAGGUCAGGUUUGUUCAGUCCAUCAGCGUUCGCUUCAUAUGGAUGAACUCUAUUUUCUUUUCUUUGUUUUUGCCAACCAGUGUUGAUUCUUCAAUGGGUUCUGAUUGUGGAGAGAAAUUAUGUAAAGGUUGGGAAAAGGUUCGGAAAUAUAACUCUGGAAUGUGAAAAGAAAACUGUUCUCUCUGUUACUAUUAAGGUAAAUUAUGUUUGGUUCUGGAAAACUCAUGAAAUCAAAUUUAUUCUCUGA
This is a messenger RNA of Xiphophorus maculatus (southern platyfish), 1518 nucleotides long. RefSeq names its product multiple coagulation factor deficiency 2 (gene mcfd2). Lineage: Eukaryota; Metazoa; Chordata; Actinopteri; Cyprinodontiformes; Poeciliidae. The record is from RefSeq and is a predicted model, not a curated record. The transcript has 4 exons. Gene Ontology annotation, molecular function: calcium ion binding. The coding region runs from base 109 to 561 and encodes 150 amino acids.